ACUAAUUUGGCAUUUACUUGUGUGUCGUUGUUGUUGGGCGAAUAAGUUUAUAAAGUUCUUGAAGUUCACUUUGGCUCCCCCUUGCACAGUAACAAAAUGAUGGAUGGCACGGAUGAGUCAAAUAUUUUAAACAGUGCCUCUCCCAGCAAUGGUGGGACAAUGGAAAUAGCUUCGCCCACAAACCCCUUGGCACCGACAACAAAUGGUAGCGGUACCGCCACCUCACCGGACAGCUCUUCAUCGGCGCCCAUGACACCUGCUGCGCUUGGUGAAAACGCGCUACAUGUAGAGAUCUCCGAUGCGCUAAGCGAAAAGGAAAAGGUAAAAUUUACUGUGCACACGCGUACAACGCUGCCAGGAUUCGCGAAAAAGGACAACAAUGUAGUUCGACAGCACGAAGAGUUCGUUUGGCUUCACGAUCGCAUUGAGGAGAACGAAGACUAUGCGGGCUAUAUCAUACCGCCCUGCCCGCCACGGCCGGAUUUCGAUGCGUCACGUGAAAAACUGCAGCGUCUUGGGGAAGGCGAGGGAAACAUGACCAAAGAGGAAUUUAAAAAGAUGAAAUCUGAGCUGGAGGCCGAAUAUCUUGCCACGUUUAAAAAAACGGUGGCCAUGCACGAGGUGUUCCUGCGACGAUUGGCCAGCCAUCCCGUCUUUCGCGUCGAUCAGCAUUUAAAGGUGUUUUUGGAGUAUGAUCAGGACCUGUGCGCCAAACCGCGCAAAAAGAUGGACAUUUUUGGUGGCUUUGUGAAAUCGCUGGGAAAGACAACAGACGGCAUUUUGUUAAGCGCCACCGUGCGUGAUGUAAAUGAUUUCUUUGAGAACGAACUGCAAUUCCUUACCGAAUACCAUGGCCAUUUGCGUGAGGCGGCAGCGCGAACUGACAAAAUGACGCAACGGCACAAGGAUGUGGGCGAUGCGCAUCAAAAGAUUUCAAAUGCCUUGUUACAGCUCUCCACUACUGAAAAGGGCCAUAUGGAAACAUUUGCGGCCAAAUCCGCAGAAGUGUUUGAACGGAUCAAGAAUUUGGAGACGCGCGUUGCCAGCGAUCAGGACUUGAAACUGGGAGACACAUUGCGCUAUUAUCAACGAGACAGUGAUGCGGCCAAGGCCUUGUUAAUCAGACGGUUGCGCUGCCUAGCAGCCUACGAGACGGCGAACAGGAAUCUGGAAAAGGCGCGUUCCAAGAAUAAGGAUGUGCAUGCGCCUUUGGAGGUGCAAGAGGCCGAAACCGCGCAAGCCGAGGCUUGUGAGAAGUUUGAAUCCAUGUCUGCCUGCGGCAAGGAGGAGCUGAUUGGUUUUAGAAAUCGUCGCGUGGCUGCUUUCAAAAAGAGUCUCGUGGAGCUGUCCGACCUGGAAAUCAAACAUGCCAAAUCGCAGUACGAGUACUUGCGUCAGUCACUGUUGGCACUCAAGGAGAUUGCCUGAAGAGCUGGACCUGGACUGUGUAGGGCAGUUGUGUUUGUAAAUCAAUUUUUUAAAUAUGUAUUUGAAUAGAUUGCUAACAAGCAGUUGCAGUUUUACAUAUUACCUUUUGCAUUGCAUGUAUUUAAUGUAAACUAUAUAGCAUAGAGCUCGCAUUAUUAUUGUAUUAUCAAAAUUAUUGUUUGUGUGUAAGUGUGAGAGUUAGAGAUGAAAUGAGAACAGAACAGAACGCUUUUGUAUUGAGCAUUCCUUUAAAAAAGAAACAAAUUUACUAUUAUACGAGUAUUGUACACGCAUUGAAAUCUGAAUAUAUAUAUAUAUACAAAUUGAA
Messenger RNA from Scaptodrosophila lebanonensis, 1756 nucleotides. It is a transcript of the gene Snx6, whose product is annotated as sorting nexin-6. Gene Ontology annotation, molecular function: phosphatidylinositol binding. Bases 97 to 1428 code for a protein of 443 amino acids. Gene Ontology annotation, biological process: phagosome-lysosome fusion involved in apoptotic cell clearance. The record is from RefSeq and is a predicted model, not a curated record. The transcript has 8 exons. Lineage: Eukaryota; Metazoa; Arthropoda; Insecta; Diptera; Drosophilidae.